AAGUGUCAGGUCUCCUCGGAUCUCCCGAGAUGAACCACUUGUCGGCCACUCUAUCGACCAAGACCAACUCAAGUCUUGGAUCCACUGGCUCAGCUGGUUAUCACACUUAAGUACACCGGCAUUAACCCGUUGCCCUCACUUGUCAGGCCCAUCUUCCUACUUAAUUAGAUGAUUAUCAUGAUCGGUACCAACUUCGUGAGGUUCACAUAUGGUCACAAUUGCAGGCGGCAUGUUCUUUUAAGUUUCAUUUAUUAUUGGGUUUGCAGCCGUUGAUGUGCUUGCAGGUGGUAGGUGGUCUAGGUUAAUUAGCCUGCGCAUUUCCGGCGCUUCCGAGCUUGUUCAAACACAGAUUUUUGAAACCCUUGAACUACCUUCGAAUCGACCUUGUUUCAAUAUUUGGUUAGUUUGGAAAUGCCUGCAGUUGUAAUGGACGUGUCUCAGAAUGGUAGCGUAAGAAGUGUUGAUCCACUAUGCACCGUGGCUGAGAUCGAAGAAUGUGAUUUCUCGAGGCUAGCUGACAGACAUAGACCCCUUAAUAUAGAAAGGCAGAGAUCUUUCGAUGAAAGGUCUCUUGGUGAAUUGUCUAUGGGUUUCUCCCCAAGACCUUCCUCCAGAAAUGUUGAGAAUCCCUUCCGUAUGAUAGAUCACCUUGAUAAUAUAUAUUCUCCUGGUAGAAGGUCUGGUUUGACCACCCCCCGCUCACAGACUUAUUUCGAGACACACCCUAUUGUUGCUGAAGCAUGGGAAGCUUUGAGACGUUCUUUAGUGUACUUUCGUGGCCAGCCAGUUGGGACUAUUGCUGCAUUGGACCACUCUGAAGAAGAACUUAACUAUGAUCAGGUAUUUGUGAGAGAUUUUGUUCCAAGUGCAUUGGCCUUUUUGAUGAAUGGGGAACCUGAAAUAGUAAGGAACUUUAUUUUGAAAACUCUCCGUCUGCAAUCUUGGGAAAAGAAGAUUGAUCGUUUCAAGCUAGGAGAAGGGGUAAUGCCAGCAAGUUUUAAAGUGCUCCAUGAUCCUGUUAGGAACUAUGAAACUUUGAUUGCAGAUUUUGGUGAGAGUGCAAUAGGCAGAGUUGCUCCUGUUGAUUCUGGAUUUUGGUGGAUUAUACUGCUUCGGGCAUAUACAAAGUCUACAGGAGAUUCUUCUUUGGCUGAAAUGCCUGAGUGCCAAAGGGGUAUGCGCCUUAUUCUGAGUUUAUGUCUUUCAGAAGGGUUUGACACAUUCCCAACUCUGCUCUGUGCUGAUGGAUGUUGUAUGGUUGAUCGUAGAAUGGGUGUUUAUGGGUACCCUAUUGAAAUACAAGCUCUUUUUUUCAUGGCUCUGAGAUGUGCUUUGGCUUUACUUAAACAAGAUGACGAGGGCAAAGAAUGUGUAGAGCUAAUAGCUAAACGGCUCCAUGCACUUAGUUUUCACAUACGAAGUUAUUUUUGGCUUGAUUUAAAGCAGCUCAAUGAUAUUUACAGAUAUAAAACAGAGGAGUACUCUCACACUGCAGUUAACAAGUUCAAUGUUAUGCCAGAUUCUCUUCCAGAUUGGGUAUUUGAUUUCAUGCCAUCUCGUGGUGGUUACUUUAUUGGAAAUGUCAGCCCAGCAAGAAUGGAUUUCCGUUGGUUUUGCUUGGGUAAUUGUGUUGCAAUUUUGUCAUCUUUGGCAACUCCUGAACAAUCUGCAGCCAUCAUGGAUCUUAUUGAAUCACGUUGGGAAGAAUUGGUUGGAGAAAUGCCAUUAAAAAUUUGUUAUCCAGCCAUAGAAGGUCAUGAAUGGAGGAUCGUAACUGGCUGUGACCCCAAAAAUACUAGGUGGAGUUAUCACAAUGGAGGAUCUUGGCCAGUGCUCCUAUGGCUCCUAACAGCUGCAUGCAUCAAGACUGGACGCCCCCAGAUUGCACGGCGUGCUAUUGAGCUUGCUGAGAUGCGGUUGUUGAAGGACAAUUGGCCUGAAUAUUAUGAUGGGAAGCUUGGAAGAUAUAUUGGGAAGCAGGCUCGUAAGUUCCAGACUUGGUCUGUAGCCGGUUACUUGGUUGCAAAGAUGAUGCUUGAAGACCCAUCUCAUUUGGGUAUGGUGUCACUUGAGGAGGACAAACAGAUGAAGCCCUUCAUGAAGAGAUCAGCCUCAUGGACAUGUUGAUUCCAUUUCCCUCUUCUUCCUCUUUCCUUUGUAAUACUUUUAGUUAAUCUGUUAGAAUUAUGAGAAGGGAUGUAACUGCAUUGACAACGUUCAUUAAGGUUGGCAUAUAUCCUUUCACCGAUGAGGUAUUUUUAGUUUUUAGUUGAUUAGUUUCUGAGAAAGUACUUUGGUUCCCUCUUCCUACUAGAAAGGUCAAAACAUUGAAACGUAUUGGUGUAUAUAGAUUGAUACU
Molecule: messenger RNA, 2359 nt
Organism: Nelumbo nucifera (sacred lotus)
Lineage: Eukaryota; Viridiplantae; Streptophyta; Magnoliopsida; Proteales; Nelumbonaceae
Product: putative alkaline/neutral invertase B
Biological process (GO): sucrose catabolic process
Molecular function (GO): sucrose alpha-glucosidase activity; endo-alpha-N-acetylgalactosaminidase activity
Source: RefSeq, a predicted model, not a curated record